Mustela erminea (ermine) is the source of this 7366-nucleotide messenger RNA. RefSeq names its product centriolar coiled-coil protein 110 (gene CCP110). Gene Ontology annotation, biological process: centriole replication; centrosome duplication; regulation of cytokinesis. Gene Ontology annotation, cellular component: centriole. The transcript is spliced from 15 exons. NCBI's taxonomy places the organism in Eukaryota, Metazoa, Chordata, Mammalia, Carnivora, Mustelidae. The record is from RefSeq and is a predicted model, not a curated record. Bases 563 to 3556 code for a protein of 997 amino acids.
UAAUUUUCGAGACUCUAGUUUGCAGUGAAGACUACAUUUUCCAGUAUGCAUCGCGCUUCCCGCAUGUAUUAAACGCCAGGGCGCAAGUACCCAGCCAGGGCGCGUACCCGGUCGCGCAAUGCACCUCGGGUAUUGUAGUUUUUUGGAGGCCCAACCGUUCCAACGGCCCCGGAAGCAACCACCGGAAGUGCCGCCCAAGAAGGUGGAGUCCGGGAGGUGGCGGCGGCGGUGGCGGUUGCCAGGAUCCCGCGUUGCCGCCUGAGACCCGUAAUAUGGCGGGGAGGAGAAGGAGAAGGAGGCGGCGGACCGAGCUGCUCUCUGUCAGUACAAAUUGAGCUGUUUGCUUCCUGACAAGGCCCGUGGCGAAGGAGAAAAAGCCUGACCGGGCCGUGGGAGAUCAGUGCCUACUGUGUGCUGACGCUGUUCUGUGUAAUGGGGAUUCAGUGGUGAGCAAGACUGAAAAGGUACCUGUGCUUAUGGAGCUUACGUUUUGGUGGAGGAAGACAGACAAAACCCAAGGAAAUAAACAAGAUAAUUUCAGAUAGUGUGUAAUUGUGGGAAGAUGGAGGAGUAUGAGAAGUUCUGUGAGAAUAGUCUUGCCAGAAUCCAAGAGGCAUCACUAUCCACAGAGAGCCUUCUGCCUGUCCAGUCUGAAAGCAUCUCACUUAUUCGCUUCCAUGGAGUGGCUGUGCUUUCUCCACUGCUUAACAUUGAGAAAAGAAAGGAAAUGCAACAAGAAAAGCAGAAAGCACUUGAUGUAGAAACCAGAAAGCAUGCUAAUAGGAAGAAAGCUCUAUUGACUCGGGUCCAAGAGAUUCUUGAAAAUGUUCAGGUUAGAAAAGCACCUAAUCCCAGUGAUUUUGAUCCAUGGGAGACUGAAACAGUUUAUUCUGAUUCAGAAGUCAGAAACUUGAAUGUCCCUUCCACAUUUCCAAAUAUCUUGCCAAGCCCUACUGAACACUCUACUUUAGGAAAGCUUGAAAAGACAACUGGAAUUUUGCCAUUGAAUCAUGAGGACCAAUUUAAAGCUAAUGGGACAGAUUCAGCUAGGGACUCAGAAUUAAAUUCUCUGAAGCACUGUGAUAGUUCAGAUGUUGUUACCCCCGUGGAAAAGGAAGCUUCUGCAAAGAUCCCCUCAGCAGCCCCUCAGGAAACUCUUCUGUCCGAUGGUCUCUUCCCAUCCAGUGAAGAACUGGACCCAACGCUUUUGGAGGAAGUUACUCCAGAUCCCUACAUAAUGAGUCUUCAGAACCUGAUGAAAAAGUCAAAGGAGUAUAUAGAAAGAGAGCAAUCUAGACGCAGUCUGAGAACUAGUGCGAGGAGGAGUGUCCACGAGAGUCACUCAGAUAAGGAAAACGAAGCUGUGAAAGUGACCGACUGUGGGAAGGAGAAGGCGCAGUGGCCUGGCAGACCCUGUGCUUCAGUGAUUCCAGACAAACCAAGCCUUAAUAAAUCAAAUGUUCUUCUCCAAGGUGCUUCCACUCAAGCAAGCAGCACGAAUGAGUCCGUGUUAGGUAGCUUUUCUAAAGUGGACAUACCUGUACGAACUGGCCAUCGCACUGUUUUAGACCCCGAAUCUGAUUUUAAAGUCAUUCCCACUUUUGUUCCCGAGAAUAACAUUAUCAAAAGUCUUACUGGUUCAUAUGCCAAAUUACCUAGUCCAGAGCCAAGCCUGAGUCCUAAAAUGCAUCGAAGGCAUUCGAGGCCAUCAUCAGCAUGUCAUAUCCUUAUAAAUAACCCGAUAAAUGCCUGUGAGUUAAGUCCUAAAGGAAAAGAGCAGACAGUAGACUUAGUUGUUCAAGAUACUGAUGAAAAAACAAACAUACCUGAAACUGUGCCAAAGUUACCAGUUGAUUUAGUAGGAGUUUGUCCAAGCAAGGUUUAUGUCACCAAAAAUACAUCCGAAGCCAUACAGGAAGUGGUUGUAGGUAAAUCAAAUCAGGUAUGCCAGUCUUCAGGAAAUCAGUUAGGAAACAAGGUCAUUCCUGGACUUGCCGUCGUGGAAGGUCAGUUAACGUCCGAUGGGAGAGGACCACCCAAGAUGGACAGUACGUGUCCUACAAUGCCAAGAUUGCAUGAGCCAUAUGCCACCAGUCAGUGUAUAGUGAGUCAAAACUUUGGAAGCGUGAGUGCCCUCAAGUCAGCCAGUGUGCUGGAGAAAAACACCUGCAAUUUACAAAUGGAACUGAAUAAGUCUUACGAUGUAAAAAACCCAUCUCCUUUACUGAUGCAAAACCAGAAUGCCAGACAGCAGAUGGACACCCCUACAGUGGCCUGUGGCAAUGAACUGUUUUUGGAUAACAGUUUUGAGAAAGUUAAACGGAGACUUGAUUUAGAUAUUGAUAGUUUGCAAAAAGAAAACUGCCCUUAUGUCUUAGCGACAGGAAUAGCUGAACAGGAAAGGCAGCAUUUGCCAGAAAAAAGAUACCCCAAGGGAUCUGUCUAUAUGAACAAGAAUAAAAUGUUAGAAAGUAGUUUCAAAGAAGGCGAGGAGAUAUUAAAAAGCAAGAUGUUAGCAUUUGAAGAAAUGCGGAAGAGGCUAGAAGAACAGCAUGCCCAGCAGUUAUCGCUACUCAUAGCUGAGCAGGAAAGGGAACAGGAAAGAUUGCAGAAGGAAAUAGAAGAACAGGAGAAAAUGUUAAAAGAGAAGAAGGUGAUUGCAGCUGAAGCGUCUGAAUCGGGCAGCAACAACGCGGCGGACUUAGAAUGGAGAAAAAUAAAUGAGUCUGGUUUGCUGGAAACGAUGCUGUCUCAGGUGGACUCGCUCCGUCCUUCAAACUCAAAUAGCUCUGGUUUCACAAGUUCUGCCCUGCAGCACAGCUUUGCUUCUACAAACGAAGCACCCUUCUACCUCUGGGGCUCAUCAACUAGUGGCUUGACCAAGCUCUCAGUAACAAGGCCUUUUGGAAGGGCCAAACCUAAAUGGUCUCAGGUUUUCAGUCCGGAAUUACAAACAAAAUUCAAUAAGAUAACUGCAGUGGCAAAAGGAUUUCUUACUCGAAGGCUUAUGCAGACAGAUAAGCUGAAACAACUUCGCCAAACUGUAAAAGACACUAUGGAAUUCAUAAGGAGUUUUCAGUCAGAAGCGCCAUUGAAGAGAGGAGUUGUUUCAGCACAAGAUGCUUCUCUUCAGGAAAGAGUGUUAGCUCAGUUGCGAGCCGCCCUCUAUGGUGUUCAUGACAUAUUCUUUGUAAUGGAUGCCGCUGAAAGAAUGUCUAUUCUCCAUCACGAUCGAGAAGUUCGCAAAGAGAAAAUGCUCAGGCAAAUGGACAAAAUGAAAAGUCCACGAGUGGCUCUUUCGGCUGCAACACAGAAGUCUCUCGAUAGGAGGAAGUACAUGAAAGCUGCUGAAAUGGGAAUGCCAAAUAAGAAAUUUCUGGUUAAGCAGAAUCCUUCCGAAACAAGCAGAGUCCUUCAGCCUAACCAAGGACAAAAUGCACCCGUUCACAGGCUCCUCAGUAGACAAGGCUUUGGGGAAGUGUAUCACCCGGGAAUAUUUCUAUCUGCACGUAAAGCCAUGAAAAAUUUCUCCCUCUGGCCACAAGAUCACAUGUGAAUAUGCCAGGUGGGAGGGGGUAAGUUUUGUUUUUGUUGUUUUAUGGAUUUUAAAUUGUUUAUGGUGGCAAGAAGACAAAUUCAGUAUAAAGCUAAUGCAAAGCUCUUAAGCUACUGUUUUAAUAUUUUGUGGGUAUCUUUGUUAAGACACAUUGAUAAGCUCACCAGAAAUUAUGUGAUCCAUUAAAAAAUACUUUCAAAGUGCUUUGCUUUAACUGCACUGCUUUCUAAACAUUUAGAAGAAACCUAAAUUAAUCGCUAGAAAAUGAAGAUUAAAUCUCUAAUCAAUUCUAAUCUUCCAUUAAUAUGCGAUUAGGCAUAUUUCAGAGCUUUUAUUACUAAGUGAUUUCCUCCAAAUUAGGAGGGAAUGAACAACAUAAAUUUUUUCGUGUUAUUGCUAUUUGUUCACAAAAGUUUGAAGAGGGAAUGAGAUGUACUGAUCAUAACUUUGAAGUGAUUGCUGACUUUUUGCACAUAUAUGGUGAAUUUAAUUCAUUAUGUUGCAUAUGUAGAGUAUAAUAUAAAAGGUCAUCUUUUGGAAGAUGCUGUGAGUGACAGUCAGUGGAGUUGUUUUAAAGGAGACUGUGUAGCUGAAGAUCCUGCUUAUUCCAGAGGUGUUCAGAAUCAGCUGGUUUGAAAGGUUUCUGGAAGAACUCAGACCAAACACCAGAUGUGUUGCUUGUGAAGUUCUAUGGAAUUUUAAGACCUUGGCAUUUUUCCCCCGUAUUAGAGUUAUAUAUUGUGAUAAAUCCUGGCGAGUUGGUGAUUCAUUGAGGAAUUAGUAUUGUUUUGUGUGAUAUUCUCCGCUUGCCGCGGUGAUGACGAUCCACAUUCUUGUCUCAUGCAUUUCAUCUCCACUGUUUGUCCCUCGUGAAUCUGUAAGAAGAAGAACAAGUAACGCUCAACAGUAUGGAGGAUGAAUAGGAGGUCAUUGCCGUUAGUAACGUACUGAAGUUCAGUAUCUAGAACUAGUGUGGUUUAAUUGUACUGCUUCGUAAUUAUUAAUACAAAUGAACUUACCACGUAUAAUUAUUAUAUAUCUAAACAAGUACAAAAUUUCCUGGUUUUUUUCCUAAAGAUUUAUUUAUAAAUGAGUGCCUUAUUUAUACAAAUGAAAAAGACUAGGAUUUUAUCAUUUUACAUAAAUUGGAAAUUUGGGAUAUGCCUGACUAAUAUUCUAACUGAAUUUCAACAUAGAGAGCCAUAGUGGCAGUUGGGAAAGAUCAUUCUUUCUUGCUUAGAUUUUUAAUGACCUGGAUUAUGUUUGAGACAAACUUAAACUUCAUGCUUUAUUUUGAUGUGCAUGGAGAAUGAACCCUUUAUUUAGCAAUUUAUAGAAAGCUCAUUUUUGUUGUGAUGAUAGACUUUCAUACUCUUAGACCGAAGUAGGAUGCGAAGGGCUUAUAGUUUGCUGCAAAGCAGUUAAAGUUGUUUAUAGUUCUUAUAAACUAAAUUGCAAUCUCUGAUCUCAUGUUUUAAAACAUUUGCUCAUUUGAUGUCUUGUGCUUGACUCAGGAGUUUAUAGUGACAUUCAGAAGCCACUAAUUAAAGCAAAGUAGAAGCAGUAAUGCGAAAUGGUUGUUAAGUAAAACAACGAAUCAGGUGUAACUGGGUUCUCCGAGUCUGCUUCUGGCUGCUUCUUAGGCACGUGACCUACUCUCCCACGUCUUGAUUUUAUUAUCCUUAAGAUAGUAGUAACAGUUUCUACCUUGGGAUUAUUUAUGUAAGGAUUAAGUAUGAUCAUGUAUAUCGCUUAGCUCGGUGCCUGGUUUAUAGUGAACACUAAUUAAUUGGAAUUAUAGAAAAAUUGACACUGAGAAAUAAUAUUAGUUUUGCUCUAUUUUUAGGAGUAUAUGCAGGAAAAAUCCAAAGAAAGCGGCCAAAUGUUGCGACAAUUUAAGAAGACAGCAUUCUUUAGGAUGAACAAGGGGCGGGUGGGUGGGGGGCUACACGCUUAUGACUUUUUCCCGCGCAGGACUCUUUAGUUAACCCUGGACUGUUUACACAGGCAAAGUGACAUCAAAGGGCUGAGCAGUUAUCUGCAACCUUGAUCAGUCUGGCUGUUUCUUUCUCUACACCCUCAGUAUCCUCUUAAGAUUAGGUUUGGGUGAAGACACAGUAGUAUUUAGUAAUCAACCAUCUCUGCUUAACCGGUACAAACUCAAGUUUGUUUUCUGUACCCAGAUGUCUGCUGAGAAUGUUUUUUUGUAAAUUUCAAGGACAUUUGGAUUUAUUUCUAUAAAAUGUCGAAAAGGUGUGAUAAAUUACAAAUAUGUUUGGAAAAACAAGUUUCAUUUACCUCUUCUUACUGAUUGCUAAAUUUGAUAAAUUAGAUACUAUUAUAUUCAAGGGAGAAUUAUCGCAGAAGAAUGUUUUUCUUUGGUUUUAUAAAACUUAAAUACUGGUUAAUUUCUCAGUCUUCAUAUUCUUGGACUUAGAGUAUAGUCUCAUAGGAGAAAACACUUGCCUGCUGAUUGUGGUCCCUCCAGAAUUUACCACAGAAGGAGCUGGGGGCCACCGUUUUGGUCACCAGUGUACAUUCGUCUUAACCACUAGUUGUCUUGUGCAGAAAUGUUAGGUUUAAUGUAGGUUACCCCAGUACUCUUGGAAACACUCCUCCUAAAUCAUAAAAUCUUUCUGUGGAGGGUAACAAAUUAGGGAGAUAGCACGAUCUUGAAGGUAGUAGCACCUAGGAGUGAAUCCAUGCGUCCAUUCUGUAAUGUUGAGUCACCCUGCAUGCACUUCUGUUUUCUUGGUGUUUUGCACAUUUUGUUCCUUCAUAGGCUGUUUUUUCUAGCUUGGCUGAUAUUUAGGAGACACUAAAGGGCUAUACAAUAAGUUCAGACUUUCCAGUGGGAUAGUAAUAUUGUCGAGUUGAAAUUCUGCAUUACUGAUACAUAAGGUUUUCAUCACUAAUGUAUUCAUUUAAAAUAGAAACCAAAAAAUGUUACCAAGGGAACAUGAUUUUAUGGAAGAGAAUGUCACUGUUAAUUUAUCAUGCCAUUUCCAAAAAGGGCUUUGUGCUUCUCACAUAAAAUUGGGACUGUAUACACUUACUCUUUCUAACUUGAAUUUUAAAUAAUUCUGGUAUUUUGAAAAUGCAGACUAUAUAUAUUCUUAAUAUCCUUUUAAGAAGGUGGAGAUAAAGAUUGUUUUCUCCAAUUUUCUGUCCUAUUUAAAAUUUAGCUGUUACAUCCAGCUGUAGAUAGGCAAUAAUAAUCUACUCUGGGUGUAAACUUGAUUUUCUUUAUUGAGAUAUGUAUCAUUUAUCAUUUAUUAAAUGAGUGAGGCAGGAAAUCAGAAGACAGUAAAAAAUGUCUGAGUUACCAAUUUUUUUAUUUGUAGGCAAAGUGUAUCAAAAUAUCUUAAUAUGAUAAAUUGUGCUUUAUCAUUCUGAAAACUCAGGAUACACCUUACUCAUAUCAUUGUGGGUCUUUCCAGAAAGAAAAGAGAUGCUACAAGUUUUGUGCACAAUAAUGCAAAUUAGCUAAAACAAAUAGUAUGUUUUGGAGAAAGUUAAAAGUAGCUUUAGAUGAAGGUUGAGAAAUGGGAGUGUUUUUUGUUUUUUGUUUUUUUAAGGUAAAAGCAUGUGUGUUUUACACCUAUUUUAAUGUUCACAGCUUCUUCUCAUAAAAGUGCCAGAAAUUGUUUUGUGCUUUUAAUGGAUUUUUUAUUUAUAUACAUUAUUUUUGUUAUUUUUACUUUGAGUGGAAUGUUCAUUAAUGUAAAUUGUAUUUAUUUUUAUACUUUAAUUUUCACUAGUUUUGCUUCUAGGCAAAAGGCAAAAUAAACUUUUCAUCUUAAAAGAAAU